Musca vetustissima is the source of this 2390-nucleotide messenger RNA. Its product is annotated as protein Skeletor, isoforms B/C-like. The coding region runs from base 29 to 2356 and encodes 775 amino acids. The transcript has 9 exons. NCBI's taxonomy places the organism in Eukaryota, Metazoa, Arthropoda, Insecta, Diptera, Muscidae. The record is from RefSeq and is a predicted model, not a curated record.
AGAAUAUUUAAUAUAAAACAUUGCUGAAAUGUUAAAUCCACUGAUUACACCCAAAAUGCUAUAUGCAUUUGGAUUAAUUUGUUUAAGUUUGGUCUCAUACACACAAGCCUCAUUUCCAUAUUAUGGCACAAAAAUUGGCGCAUUAAAGCGAUUACAUCAUGGCGUUUCCGGCGAUGUCUAUGCCGUAGAUUCCAGAACAAUAUUUGUGAAAAAAUUCAAUUAUGAUGGUGAAGCACCAGCUGCCUAUUUUUAUGUGGGUAGCACUGGUAAGCCAAGUGCUGUUAGUGGCACACGCCUUAGAGACGAACGUGGAGCUACUGCCUCCCUGACAAAACGUUAUCGCAACAAGGAUAUAACACUAACCCUGCCUGAGGGUAUUUCUCUCAAGGACAUUAAAUGGUUUUCGGUGUGGUGUGAUGAAUUUGCCGUGAACUUUGGAGAUGUUACCAUUCCCAAUAAUUUGGAUUUCCCACGGCCACAAAAACUUACAGGAUUGGCUGGUGUCCAUGGUGUAAAAUCGGAUCCCAUUGUUGUGGUCGAUGCCCAGACAUUGUUGGUGCCCAAUUUCAGUUAUGAUGGUGAAGCACCUGAUGCCAAAUUCUGGGUUGGUCAAGGUGAUCGUCCCACACCCAACGGCCUACGUAUUCCCGAUGAAAAUGGCAAAGAGAAUCCUCUACGUCGUUAUGAUCACAAAACCAUUGUCUUAACUCUGCCCGAUGAUUUGACCAUUUUCGAUAUUGGUCACUUUGGUGUCUGGUGUGAAGCUUUUACUGUAGAUUUCGGCCACAUUCGUAUACCCAAGCCAUUGAAUGUUCCACCAUCGUUGAAAAUGUUGGGUAUUAGUCCUCAGUCAAAACUAAAUUGUGAAGUAUUAUAUGACGAUUUGGCAUUUGAAGUCCGUUGGGCCAUGGCUGGUGAUAGCAUUGUUGUGCAAUUGGUUUCCAAAUUGGAGGAUAAUCACUACAUGGCCUUCGGUAUUUCCCCCAACAAAGAUCGCAGUGUGAUGAUUGGUUCCGAUGUUGUGGUUAGUUGGGUCGAAAAAGACACCGGCAAGGGUUAUGCUGUCGAUUAUUAUCUCACCGAUAAAUCACAAUGUUCUGGACGUCGUGGUUCAUGUCCCGAUGUAAAUAUCCAAGACAACACCAAUUCGGUGCGUCUACUCAAUGCUGCCAUGGUUAAUGGCUAUUCAAUUGUCACCUAUCAGCGAUCAUUGAAUGCUACCGAUAAAUUAGAUUUACCUAUUUCCCGUAAUGGAUUUGAAGCUAUCGUUUGGGCUAUUGGACCUCUAAAUGAACGCAAUGAAACUUCCUUCCAUUCACAUUUCAAUAAACAUACACAUUAUAUUGAUUUUGGACGUCAGCCAACAUGGAAUUGUCCCACGCCAGAGGGUACCACACCGGAACCCAGUACUGAUGCUGACGAUGAUGAGGAUAGUGUAACUCCGGGCAAGGGUUAUCCAGCAGCUGGUAAACCUAGUGGAAAUGGCCAAGUUGUACCCGAAGAGGAAUUCUAUGAUAACAAUCGUGCCCAGGCUUUGCAGAGUGCGAACCGUAGAACUCAAAAUGGUGGUAAUCAAGUGGCUCAACGCAGAACUGUGCCCACACCUAAGCCUGUGGCAAAUGAUGUCGGUGCCUGGGAAAUACCACCCAUUCAAUGCUAUGAACCUGAGGAUGGUGUUUUCUAUGCGCAAAUGGGUCCCACCGGUGGUAAACAUGGUUAUUCGGCAAUAACUGGUCACGUUGGCUGGGGUAUUUCAUGGUACAUUAAUGGCCUCUUGAUUCCCGAAAUCCAUGUGGUUCGUGGCAAGACCUACACCUUUGUGGUGGAAGGUGGCAAUAACCCUGAUAUCCCUGCCAAAUACCAUCCCUUCUACAUUACCGAUGAUCCCGUCGGUGGCUAUGAACACAAGUUGGAAGAAGAAAAGAAGAAUAUUCGCAUCUUUGCCGGUGUCCAUCGUUCACGUUCGGGCCAAGUAACACCUACAGGUGUUGGUCGCCUAUGUAACUGGACACCCGAUGUUGAUGGUCCCCCAGCCGAUGAUUAUCAAUCCUUCGGUGCCUAUCAACGUACCCUUUCCCUUAAAUGUGAUCCCGGUGAGCCUGGUGUCAUUACCUGGAAACCAGAUCGCAAUACCCCCGACACCGUCUACUAUCACUGCUUUACACAUCGUUAUCUCGGUUGGAAGAUCCACGUGCACGAUAGUUGUGAUGAUGCCCGUUACGCUGCUUCCCAAAAACAUUCGGUACGUGUACCAGCUCCUGUGCGUGCGGAUGAUGAAUUGGAGGCCGAAGAAUCGAUACGUCAUGAAACAAAGAUGGCAUCCGCGCUGCUGAGGCUCUCGAGGAUAGCAUAUUGAGGCAAAAACAUCAACAGCAACAGAAACAACAGCA